Paramecium sonneborni is the source of this 588-nucleotide messenger RNA. NCBI's taxonomy places the organism in Eukaryota, Ciliophora, Oligohymenophorea, Peniculida, Parameciidae. The record is from the annotation of a GenBank genome assembly.
AUGGACGUAUCGAUAGAGAAUACAAAAUAAAGAACCAAUUUAGCAGGUUAAAGAUUAUUGUCAUUGAUCAAGAAAGAUAUUUCUUAAAAACUCAAAAAAAAUCACUUUUCUCCUCCUUCAUCACCAUCUAUAUUAGAAGCAGUCCGAUCAAAACCGUUAAUAAAAAUUGAUAGAUCACAAAGAUCACCAGUAGUUCAACAAAUAAAUGAUUUAGAUUUUGGUUAUAUGGAAGAAUUAGAAAGGAAAAAAAUGUUUAUGAUGAUUAGACUUGGACAUAUCAAAGAUCCUGCUAGAUUGCUUCCGGUUCAUAAUUAUGAUAAGAUACCAGUUCUACCUAAAAAAAAGAGAAGAAAAAACAAUCAAACUCCAUCACCUAAGGUAUUUCCUUAGAAAAUUCAUUUGCAUAAUUCAAACGAUAUUUCAUUACCUACUUUGAGUACUAGAGUUCUUGAAGAUCCAUAUUAAAUGGGAAGAAUACAUAAUACAACUAAAUAAAAGUUAGACCAGAAAUAAAAGAGAUUGAAUGUUAUCAAUAAACGAAUAUUAAAUAAAUUCUCUAAUACCCCUGAUCUUGAGUCCUCAAAUUGA